AUGUCUGGACGCGGAAAGGGAGGAAAGGCAAAGUCGAAGGCAAAGACCCGUUCGUCUCGUGCGGGACUUCAGUUCCCCGUCGGUCGUAUUCACCGUCUCCUCCGCAAGGGAAACUAUGCCGAGCGUGUCGGUGCUGGAGCCCCCGUGUACCUCGCCGCUGUGCUUGAGUACUUGGCUGCUGAAGUUCUCGAGUUGGCAGGAAACGCUGCUCGUGACAACAAGAAGACCAGAAUCAUCCCCCGUCAUCUCCAAUUGGCCAUCCGGAACGACGAAGAGUUGAACAAGCUCCUGUCCGGAGUGACUAUCGCCCAGGGUGGUGUGUUGCCCAACAUCCAGGCUGUCCUUCUCCCUAAGAAGACCGACAAGGCUGCUGCCUAA
Galendromus occidentalis (western predatory mite) is the source of this 378-nucleotide messenger RNA. Its product is annotated as histone H2A. Bases 1 to 378 code for a protein of 125 amino acids. Gene Ontology annotation, cellular component: nucleosome. NCBI's taxonomy places the organism in Eukaryota, Metazoa, Arthropoda, Arachnida, Mesostigmata, Phytoseiidae. The record is from RefSeq and is a predicted model, not a curated record. Gene Ontology annotation, molecular function: DNA binding; structural constituent of chromatin; protein heterodimerization activity. The transcript has a single exon.